GGAGGGGUCAAUGUCGUUAUGACAUUAGUGUCUGCGUUCCUUAUGGAUCGAGUCGGACGCCGUACCCUCCUGUUAGUUGGAGUGGGAGGGUUACUAAUCUUCAGUGCUAUUCUUGCUCUGUCUCUAAUACUUAUCAAAGAACUGAACAUAACAGUCGUAUGGUUGCCUUACCUAGCUAUCGUGUCUGUGAUAUGUUACAUCAUUGCAUUUGCCUCAGGUCCAGGAUCAAUACCUUGGUUUAUGGUCGCUGAGAUCUUUUCGCAAGGUCCGCGAUCAGCGGCAGUUUCCGUGUCCACCAUGGUAAACUGGUUCUCUAACUUCACAGUUGGACUAGUUUUCCCUUUAUUGAAUGAGCUGGCAAUUCAUCAAUACUCCUUCCUUCCGUUUGUGGCGCUGCUGAUUAAUUUCUUAAACUUCAUUUACAGAAGAGUCCCAGAGACAAAAACAAAUUUCACUGCUGUUUAG
Messenger RNA from Magallana angulata, 465 nucleotides. RefSeq names its product glucose transporter type 1-like. The transcript is spliced from 4 exons. Gene Ontology annotation, molecular function: hexose transmembrane transporter activity. The coding region runs from base 19 to 465 and encodes 148 amino acids. Gene Ontology annotation, cellular component: membrane. The record is from RefSeq and is a predicted model, not a curated record. NCBI's taxonomy places the organism in Eukaryota, Metazoa, Mollusca, Bivalvia, Ostreida, Ostreidae. Gene Ontology annotation, biological process: monosaccharide transmembrane transport.